AUGGUUUCCAUUGUAAACAAUGCUGUUGUCGCGUUAGAGUACACACACGAGAACCAAGAAAAACAAAUAUCUAAAAACUCUGAAAGUCGGCGCUGGAGACGUAGAUGCUGGCCUGCUUGUAUGAACAAGACAACCCUACAGAAAGUAUUUUGGCAUGGGAUGUGGAACUUCAAAAACUUCCAUUCAUCAGUUUAAAUCAGGAAAAGAAAUUUUAACUAAAGACCUUGUGAAUAAUCAGACCACACAACAACAAACGGACAAACCACACGUAGCACCAGAGAAGACAACAGAGACUGAGGCAAGUGAAGGUUCCCAGUCUCAGAAGAAACCUUCCAACAUGGAUGCUAACACUGAGGUACCCAGAGAAGAAGCUGCUGCAGAGACCAGACAGACAAGAGAAAGCGACAGUUCAUCUGAUGAUGAUCAGAUUGAUGAUCAGUCUGUAGGUGAGGAUAAUGACCAAGAACAAGAAGAUGGAGAUGAAAAUGGUACAAGUCAAGGUCAAAGUGGUGCAGGUCAAGGUCAAAGUGGUGCAGGUCGAGGACCGAAGAAGCCCCGCAAAAAACUAACACCAGAAGAAAUAGCGGAAAAAUAUCAGAAGAAGAUUGCAAGGACAAGAGAAUUAACUUCCAACAUUAUGGACAAUGACAUAUAUACUGACGAAAACAUUCCAGCAGCAAGUUUUAGAGCUAACCUACUGUCAGCUGGAAAAUUAUACCAUUCAUUGCAAGGUGCACCAAAAUCAGAUAUCAGCAGGUUAAGGCAUGAAAUUGCACAAAUAUUUAUUGAAACAAAUUUUUUGAAUUGUUUGUGCAAGUUUUUGGUGUCAACACUGACUGAAAAGAAAUAUAAAAACUCGCAAGGCAUGUUGAUUAGUGACUUCAAUAAUCCCCUGAAGAAUGGCCUCAAGGCACUGAUCAACUUCACCAAUGCUGUGCCUGCUGUUUGUGAGAGUAUUUGUGAAAUGGAUGGUUUUCUGGAUGGUUUUCGCUCCAGUCUGGAAGACAUGGUUCCAGCUGAUGGAGAUGCAGUGACGAAAGGCCCUAUAAUUAAAAAUGAAGCUCUCUUAGUAAAAACUAUGCUGGGUAUUGUACAUAAUAUCGGCAUGCACGAUCCCUGCGUGCCACACCUGAGGAGUCACAACUACACUCCAGUGCUUUUAUCCUACAUGGACUCAAAACUAGGCAUGUCCAGGCUGGCGGCCAUUGCUGCUCUUGCUGACAUCCUGGAUGAGAAGGAAAGUGACCUGCUGCAGUCUCGUAGAGAGGGAAUCAACUUCCUCAUCAAGAUUUUUGAAAACUCUUUGAAAAAGCGCCAACACAUCAAUAGAGGCUGGUCGUCAAAAGAGUUGGGAAGGACCGUGGGAAGACUGGCCAGAAACGAUGCCAACAAGAAGAUGUUGGUCAAUGAGGGUGCUCUCCCUCUCUUGUUGAAGCUCUUCAAAUCUGACAACGUCGAGGAACAAAAAGAGGCGAUCGAGUCCAUGUGGGUCCUGGCGUUUGAUGAAGACAACAAACAGAGGAUGAUGGAGGAGCCGGGUCUGAUGGAGGCUGUGGUGGACAAAUAUCACAGCUCUACCGACCAGAACAUCCGCAAGCCUUGUCAGGGGCUGCUGUGGAACCUGCGUGAGAUCCUCCUUCAGUCCCAGAAGUAUGCAGACAUAGGCAAAGAAUUAUCUGGAUCUUCCACAAAAAGCAACAAAGGUCAAGGUGAAGGUCAGAAGGCCAAAGGUCAUGUGAUGAUCAGCUACCAGUGGGCCAAUCAGGAGGUGCUAAUCAAGGUGAAGGACUGUCUGAAACAGAACGGCUACGACGUGUGGAUGGACAUUGACAACAUGGGAGGCUCCACACUACAAGCUAUGGCGGAGGCCAUUGAGAAUGCAUCUGUGGUGUUGAUGGCCAUGUCUCGGAGGUACAAGGACAGCCCGAACUGUCGAGCAGAGGCAGAGUAUGCGUUUUCCCAGAGGAAGCCCAUCGUGCCCCUUGUCAUGGAAUUGGGGUACCGCCCCGAUGGCUGGCUGGGGAUGAUCCUGGGGUCGAAGUUAUUCUUUGACUUCAGCGGCAAAUACAGCUUUGAUUCCAAGGUGGACGGCCUGAAGAAGGAGCUGAGAAUGAGCCUGUCUGAUGCGGAACCUGGUUUGUCGGAGGACGCUGGGGUUGUGAAGCCAGUAGCAGUUGCCAAGAAGACCACUGCCUUCCGCUCUCCAGCUGUGAAGUCAGAUGCAGACCCCAUCAAACUGUGGACAAGUGCUGAUGUGGCCAAAUGGCUGGCAAAGCACAAUCUAAAGGGAAAAAAACUGGAGAAGUUAACAGGCCGUGAAGUUGCAUUUCUCAAAAACCUGAGAUUUGAGGCACCCGAGUUUUUCUACCACACGGUGGAGACCAAACUGGCUGUCACAGAUCUCCUGGGUCUCGUCAACUUCACAGAAGCAAUGGAUGAUCUCACGUCUUGACUCAAAGGAGAAAUGGCUGGAGAUGACUUAUAUCACAAUUAUGUCAAAACAGGGCUCAAAUGUGAUAUGACACUGUCUAGUGUUCCUGGGCUUAGUCAGUACCCAGCAAACAAUUCUACGUUGUGACAACGUUGUGACAACGUUGACUUUUUGUUGCUACAACGUUGUGAUGUAACGUUGUCACAACGUAAAUCUGUAGACUCCCAGAUUGGUUGCUACAACGUUAUGCGUAAACCAAAAUACAACCAAAUCAAGACGUUGUCACAACAUCCAUUUUUUACGUUGCUACAACGUUUAUCCAAAACGUCGCGACAACGUAGGUAUCGCAUACAUAUGGCGACACUACAGCCAUUGCAGCACGUUGUUGCAAUGUCCAUGUAGAUUAACGCCUGUCUUAUUCCUCAUUACCUCCCAGGCAGCCAGUUUGUACCAAUCUAGUUAAGACAUCAGGUACCAAUCUAGUUAAGACAUCAGGUACCAAGCAAUGCAUUCUGCAAACUGAAUUCACUUUAACCCUAUCUGUGAAACAGCAAGUCAAUGAAAUGCACUCUCUUUUGGCAGAGUUUGAAAUACGGCCAAGAUAAAAAUCUAAAUGUUUUAAAUUACAUGUACAAUUUGGUUAUAUAAUAUUUAUUUUCCCAAACAGUUUUCAAGGCUAUGUGCAAAUUGUUCACAAAUGUUUCAACACAAUUAAAAGAUAUUUGA
This is a messenger RNA of Haliotis rufescens (red abalone), 3157 nucleotides long. RefSeq lists its product as uncharacterized. Lineage: Eukaryota; Metazoa; Mollusca; Gastropoda; Lepetellida; Haliotidae. The record is from RefSeq and is a predicted model, not a curated record. Gene Ontology annotation, biological process: signal transduction. Gene Ontology annotation, molecular function: protein binding. Bases 155 to 2452 code for a protein of 765 amino acids. The transcript is spliced from 10 exons.